Molecule: messenger RNA, 2284 nt
Organism: Rhododendron vialii
Lineage: Eukaryota; Viridiplantae; Streptophyta; Magnoliopsida; Ericales; Ericaceae
Product: L-ascorbate oxidase homolog
Exons: 1
Coding region: 176-1873 (565 amino acids)
Molecular function (GO): copper ion binding; oxidoreductase activity
Source: RefSeq, a predicted model, not a curated record
AAUGGAUAUGGUGGGUGUGGAGAAUAUCCUAAGCUCUAGAAGAAGAAGCAAAUUUCCCUUGUUCUUCUUCUUGAAAGAAAAACAAUAAAAGAAUAACAAGAAGAAGAUCAAACAUAGAAAACCAGAAAAGUGAAAAAGAAGGGGAGACAAGUCCGCAGCCUGCAAACCAGCCAUUAUGGGUAGCGUUAUGUUGUUCAAGGUGGCAGCUAUAUUUUUGCUGGGCCUUUUGGCUGGUGGGGUUUUGGUGGCAAGGGCUGAAGACCCUUAUUUAUACUACGAUUGGAACAUCACCUAUGGGACAAUCUCCCCCUUGGGUGUCCCCCAGCAAGGCAUCCUCAUCAACGGUCAAUUCCCCGGACCUAAGAUCAAUUGCACCUCCAAUAACAACAUCGUGGUCAAUGUGUUCAACAACCUCGAUGAGCCUUUCCUCCUCUCAUGGUACGGCAUCCAACAGAGAAAGAACUCUUGGCAAGAUGGUACCCUCGGAACCAUGUGCUCAAUCCAGCCCGGAACAAACUUUACAUAUCAUUUCCAGGUUAAGGACCAAAUCGGAAGCUACUACUAUUUCCCAACGACAGCCUUGCAUAGGGCAGCUGGAGGCUUUGGUGGCCUACAAAUCUAUAGUCGCGAUCUCAUCCCUGUUCCCUUUGACUCUCCAGCUGACGAUUUCAGCAUUUUGAUGGGAGAUUGGUACAACAAGGGUCACAAAUCUCUUAAGAAGCUCUUGGAUAGCGGUCGUUCCCUUGGCAGGCCUGAUGGAAUCCAGAUCAAUGGCAAGUCUAGCAAGGUUGGCGACAGCAAAAGCAACGAGCCCUUGUUCACAAUGGAGGCCGGCAAAACCUAUAGGUACAGGGUAUGCAACAUCGGGAUGAAGACCUCCCUUAACUUCAGGAUCCAAGGCCACUCCUUGAAGCUGGUGGAGUUGGAGGGUUCUCACACUGUCCAAAACGUGUAUGAUGCCCUUGACUUGCACGUCGGUCAGUGCAUGUCGGUGCUGGUCACUGCCAACCAAGACCCCAAGGACUACUACUUUGUGGUGUCUAGCAGGUUCACCAAGAAGCCGCUCACUUCAGUUGGCGUCAUCCGCUAUGCCAACGGCAAGGGGGCAGCCUCUAUUGAGCUCCCGUCACCCCCACCAGAGACCUCUGUUGGAAUUGCUUGGUCUAUCAACCAGUUCCGCUCAUUCCGCUGGAACCUUACUGCCAGCGCUGCACGCCCCAACCCUCAGGGCUCCUACCACUACGGCCAGAUCAACAUCACUCGCACCAUCAAGCUCGUCAACUCGAGGGUCCAAGUGGACGGAAAGCUUCGUUUUGCAAUCAACGGUGUCUCCCACAUUGACUCCCUUACCACCCCGCUUAAGCUGGCUGAGUACUACGGAGUCCAGGAUAAGGUACCGUUCAAGUAUGACGUGAUGGAAGACGAGCCUAAAGAAGGUGCAAAUGCCAAGGUUGUGGUGGCUCCAAACGUCAUUAACGGGACCUUUCGUAACUUUGUGGAGAUAAUCCUAGAGAAUAGGGAGAAAACGAUUCAAACAUGGCACUUGGACGGGUAUUCCUUCUUUGCAGUGGCGAUUGAGCCAGGUAAGUGGAGCCCAGAGAAGAGGAAGAACUACAACCUGAUGGAUGCAGUGAGCAGGCACAACAUCCAAGUGUACCCGGGAUCGUGGGCAGCAAUCAUGACAACAUUAGACAACGCGGGGAUGUGGAACCUAAGGUCAGAGAUGUUUGAGAGAUCAUACUUGGGACAACAGCUCUACGUCAGCGUCCUCUCUCCAGCACGAUCUCUUAGGGAUGAAUACAACCUCCCGGACAACACUCAGCUCUGUGGCUUUGUCAAGGCCUUGCCCAAGCCCGCUCCUUACACCAUAUAAAUAUCUGAAACGCACACACCUCCCCGCUCCCAACAAUGCAUUGUGUUGUCAAGAUUGGGAGAUCAUAGCAGUCAUCAGAAAAAAAAAAAAACAAGACAGUCAAAUAUCAAUCGAAGCCAACAAAAUCAAUGCCAUUGCAGUAUUUAACAUACAUCAAGACAAGAGAAAGAAACAUUGAGAAAGAGAGAGAGGGUGGGGUGUUGAACACAAGGGGUUGAACAACCCAACUUGGCUGAUAAUGCCUUGUCAACCUUACGGAACUUUUGUCUUUUAACUUUAUUUGGCUACCUUUAUAUUUGUUUUUAUCUACGCUUUCAUCCAUUUUGUGGUUGGGUACAUUUAUUUGUUGUCUCCUUUCCCCACGUUUUUCCAUUUAUUAAUAGAGUUCAGGCUUUAUAAUCGGUUCCCAAA